Aureobasidium vineae is the source of this 1251-nucleotide messenger RNA. NCBI's taxonomy places the organism in Eukaryota, Fungi, Ascomycota, Dothideomycetes, Dothideales, Saccotheciaceae. The record is from the annotation of a GenBank genome assembly.
AUGCCGCGAACAUUACCAUGGCUCGCCAAUCCAGCCCCACCCGAUCGCAAGUCACGAACGACAACCACAGCGUCGGUCAAACGCCGCAAGGUCGACUCGUCCCCGCCGUCCUCUCCGCCGGAUGCACUCGAUGAGUUCAUUCGCACGCCAAAAGACAACAUCCGGGCAGCAACAUCUCUACGCUCGCCAUCCACAUCUCCACCGCCCGCACUCCCUAAGCAGGAGUUCAUGCGGCCCGGAUGGGACGCCGAUGACGGCUGGAGGAUGGUAACGGAUGAGUUCACGGCCACUGCCCAACUCUUCACCACACACCUCGCACACGCCGAAUAUCGACGUCAAAAAGAGCUAGCGAAGAAAAGGGAAAGAGCUCUGGGAGGCGCAGAUGCGAUAGCCAGACCCGUGAUUGGACAGCUGAGCAAGGAUGGGCAAAGAAAGAAGAUAGGAGAACUGCAGAGGGCGGCUGUCAAAGCUGUCAUGAAGGAGGAGGAAGAAGAAGAAGAAGAAGAAGAAGAAGAAGAAGAAGAAGAAGAAGAAGAAGAAGAGGAGGAGGAUGAUGACCCAUGGGUGGGCACACAACUGGCAGGGUUGAUGAUGAGCCCGAGGAAGAGAGAGAGGCUGCAGCCCGUCAAGGUUGUUGGACGCAGCAGUACAAGAGCUGCUGCCGGCUUUUAUCGAGCACGACCACUGGAUCUACGAGGGAGACCACUGGAAAGGCAGAAGAGUCCAGGUGCCAAGAAGGAAGUCAAGGCUGAAGAAGACACGACCGACGACGACCUCGACGCUCCCAAGCCAUCCAGAUCCCUGUUUCGUCCACCACGCACACAGCCAACGACACCUACACCCUCUCGUCUGAACAACGUCUGCAAGCCGUUCGCAAACCCACGCAGCGCAAACACAAAUACCGCUCAAAGAUCGUCAUACCACCCCUCGUCCUCAACAAGCUAUUCCUCAGACCUCUCGGACAGAUCCUCGCACAAGAAGUGCAAAAGCAUCGACCGCGAAAUCUCUCGUCCACCAAAACGCGCAAUUCGCGAGCCUUCUCCACCAAGAGCAAUCAAACCAGAGCCUGCUCACUAUGCAGAGAUCAAAGUGGAGCCAGACUUUGGUUUCCCAUCUAUCCCACAGCCUUCUCAGUCUGCAACGUCUGCAGUCGCACGACGCAGAGAAACAAGAUUGAAGCGUGAAAGAGAAGAAAAGAAGAUCAAGACAGAGGUUCAAGAGGAGCACGAACUACCCACGUUUCUGUUCUAA